Gadus chalcogrammus (walleye pollock) is the source of this 950-nucleotide messenger RNA. RefSeq names its product chymotrypsin-like elastase family member 2A. Bases 42 to 857 code for a protein of 271 amino acids. Lineage: Eukaryota; Metazoa; Chordata; Actinopteri; Gadiformes; Gadidae. The record is from RefSeq and is a predicted model, not a curated record. Gene Ontology annotation, molecular function: serine-type endopeptidase activity. Gene Ontology annotation, biological process: proteolysis. The transcript is spliced from 8 exons.
AAAAGGGACACGGCAUCACCCCCUGAUCACUUUCUACCACGAUGAUGCGACUUGUGGUCCUGGUUGCUCUCAUUGGGUUGACGUUUGCCAAGGUGCCGUUCGACCCCAACGCGCACAAUGAGCGGGUCAUCGGCGGCUAUGAUGCACCGCCAAACUACUGGAAAUGGCAGAUUUCUCUCCAGGAGAACAUCUAUGAUGACGGCUACCACUACCACAUCUGUGGAGGCUCUCUCAUCGGCGCCUCAUACGUCGUGACCGCGGCUCAUUGCAUUUCAAGCCUGGACGCCACUCUGUACCGUGUGGUCGCUGGAGAACAUAACAUCUACGAGUACGGCGGCACGGAGCAGAUCAUUGGGGUGGAGCGAAUCACGGUGCAUCCCGACUGGAACCAAGACCUGGCCAAGGGAUACGAUAUCGCCCUGCUGAAGCUGGCCACUCCGGCGUACAGCAGUGCCUCCGUGGAGCUGGUCAACCUGCCCUCUCCUCACCAGAUGCUGCCUCACGGCUUCACCUGCUACAUCACCGGCUGGGGGCUCAUCCAAUCCUUUCCCUCAGCUGCCCCAGACGUGCUCCAGCAGUCUCCCAUCCAGGUGGUGGAGCACUCUGUCUGCUCCACCUGGGAGUGGUGGGGCAGUAAUGCCCUGAAGACCAUGAUCUGUGCUGGGGGGGAUGGCGUCAUCUCUGGGUGCCAGGGGGACUCUGGCGGCCCUCUGAACUGCGAAAUAGACGGGGUAUGGAGGCUCCACGGUGUGGUCAGCUACGGCCCGGCUGGAGAGUGCAAUCAGUACUCCAAACCCACCGUCUUCACCCGCGUCUCCUCCUACCUGGACUGGAUAAAUUCAGUUAUGAACAACUAGACAUACUUCACGUGUAUAUAGGCCUACACAGUGAUUGCUGAGACUGAAAGAGACAUGUUUCUCUUUCUGCUGCAGAUUGAUUGAAAUAAAUAA